Messenger RNA from Theileria equi strain WA, 3396 nucleotides. RefSeq lists its product as hypothetical. The transcript has a single exon. Lineage: Eukaryota; Apicomplexa; Aconoidasida; Piroplasmida; Theileriidae. The record is from RefSeq and is a predicted model, not a curated record. Bases 1 to 3396 code for a protein of 1131 amino acids.
AUGAGGGUUUGGGGGAUUUUUAUCAGGCAGCUACUGCUCUUCUUACUCAUAGGAGCAUGUGCUUGUAUUGAUGAAGGUACUGGAGGAUUGAAAAGGCUAACACCCAUCAAGAUAACCAUUGCCAUAGAACAGGAGAUUGAUGGAACAAAGUUUGAUGUAAAGCAUAUAUACCACAAUGGUAGCCCUUGUUGUAUAAUAGUUCCAAAAUUAGGAUAUUUGUUAAACGCAGUUUCAGACACUAGAGCUCCAAUAUGGACAGGAGAUUCAGGAGAAGCUUGCAGUAUUUGUGUAGUUUUAUUCAAGGGUACAUCCCCUGAUAUUGUUUUAAUAUUUGUAAAUAAGAAUUGUAGUUUCCUGUAUAGGAAAAAUGGUGAUUUAUGGACACUUGUAAAUAAGGAAGAGACUGUUAAUCUUCCCAGUUUUGAUGCGAAACACUCGGGAAACCGCCCUUUUACAAGCGUUGAUCCACACAAAAGAUUUAAAGAUUUAGCAGACGCCAAAAAGAGUCUCUACACCUCUCUUGAAGGGGAAUAUACUCUAGACAUUUUAGCCACAAUUGAUGAGACCAAGGUGCAUGCUGAAAGCGAUAAAUGUGGUGGAAUUGUACGCACCAAGUUCCACCCAAAAACUGGCCAUUACUUUGACAAGGUAGUUGCUGGAACUUCCGUUAUAUGGCCAGGUGGAAAGGAUGAAAAGUGUACAUUUGUAAGCCAAACAUGUGUCAAUAGGGAGCAGCUUAUAAGAAUUGUUUUAAAGACUCCAACAUCUGCCAAGAGAUUAUACUUUGUGAAUGAAAAUGACAGGUGGCCAAAGAUAACCAGGGAUGACUAUUAUUCAAAGGUUGGUAAGCCUGAGACUGAACCAAAUAAUGGAACUAUUCUGGGCUCUAGAAAAAUUCUCACUGAUGAUGCAAAAGAAAAAUGUAACGAGCCAGAGGAAGAAUAUUAUGAGAGUAUUGGAGAUAACGAAGCCGCUUGUAUCAAUGCCAUCUUUGAGCAUAUGGAUGAAUCUUUAUCAAAGGGUCUAUCAUCUCAGGUUCAACGGGCAGCUCAACCAAUUCCACAAGAGAAACAGACUGUUCCAGACACAAAGGUAGGAACUCCUAAACCUGUUCUACAACAUAAUCGCUCUACCAAAGAACUCGUAGUUCCAAUUACCCUAGAUUUGGCUGAGGUGAAUACAAAUUCUGUUGAUGUUCCAGCUACUACUGUACAAGAUGGCAUAAGUACAACCUAUUACUACCCAAAAGGAAAGUUUUAUUUUGAAAAGAUAGUAGAUGGAGGCAGAACUGUAUGGGAGUCUACUGAAGAGAAAUGUUCUCCAGCGUAUACUAUCUCAAAGGGUGAUAUAACAUUUCUUGCUCUCUUGCUAAAGAAGUCUGAUGAUGAGACCGAUUUAAUAUACUACGAAAGGAAGAAUCUAGGGUGGAGGCUCAUAGAGAAGACAAAGUGUGAGAAGAUGAUAGAGGAAUUAAAGAAGCAACCUGCCACUCCAGUGAUUAAAGCGGUGGAGCUAGAUCUCAAAGAUGUUGACAACGAAAUAUUCUUAGCCAAGGAAUCUUCAGAGAAUGGAGUUGUGGAGAAAACAUUUACCGUACAAGGGGGUUAUCGUCUCACAGAAGUUUACGAUCUCAACAUUCCUGUUUGGAAAUCGGAAUCUCCGAACAAACAUUGUACACUUGCUACUGUGCACUUUGAGGGAGAGAAUCCCAUGCUAGCAUCCUUAUCACUUGAUUCUGAAUCAUUAUACUUGCAUGUUGAGGAUGGAAAGUGGACUAGUAUUUCUAAGGAUGAAUAUGAUUCUGCUCUAGCUGAGAUGAAGAGACUAACUUCCUCUCCAAAGGUUAAAUGUGUUGAACUUGAUGUUACUGAUAUUGAUGGAAAUGUCUUCUUCAUUGAGGAAUCAUUUUCCGGAGGAGUACCUAUAAAGACUAUAACUCCAAAGGGGGGUUAUCAGCUUACUGAAGUCUAUGACAUAAAUGUACCUAUAUGGAAGGGUCUAGAUAAAGAGCGUUGCCUGCAAGUAUUGGUUUACUAUAAUGAAGAGUCUCCUGUGUCGGUAACUGUAAACUUUUUAAAGGCUGAUGGAAAGAGCACUUGGAGAUAUUACAGCAUGCAGGAUAAAAGAUGGGAUGUAUUCAAGAAAGGAAGAAAUGAGAAGCUCAAGGAAAAAAUACCGGCUCAGGAAAGAGUGCCAAAGGAUGCUCCAAAUGUAACAGAUAAGGAAACCACGAGCGAAACUAAGCCAAAACCCGUAGAUAAAAGGCCACAAAAACAUAUGCCGAAAUACUAUUCCAAACCUUUUAAACUGGAUACCCAAAACAUUGAUGAGAAUCAAGUAAAUGUGACAAGUGACGUACACGAUGGAACAAAAACUACUAUAUUUUCUUCAAAGCGUGCCAAUUACAUAGAGGAGUUAUCAUACAAUAAUUCCACAGUAUGGAAAGAACAAUCGAAUGAAAAGUGUUUGAGUGUUGUUGUACAAUCUGGUGAUACGGAACUUGCUAGAGUCGAUGUGAUAGAUGCAAAAGGCGUUGAGACGUAUCAGUGUUUCGAGAAAACGGGAAAUACUUGGGCUAUGCUUGACUAUGAUUCGUAUAUUGAUAAGCUGAAAAAAGGAACAACAGAUAUAAGGAUUGAUUUUUCUAACCCUUCAUAUGAUACUUGCAGUUUCCUACAAUACUAUGAAGGUGGAAUUUUGUACAGGGUUGGAAUUCCACUUCAAGAGUAUAGACUAAAGACUCUUGAUUAUGGUUUACCCGUUUGGAAAUCAUCUGGAGAUGAGUACUGUAGCAAGUUUACAUUUUUAUCCUUUGAAGGCUUCUGUCUUUGUACGCUUGAGUUAAAGGGAACAGAUGAUUUCAUGAUUGACCUAUUUUUAGAUGGAGAUAACUGGUCACGUAUGGACAAAAAUUCCUCUGAAAAAUAUCUUACCAAGAUGAACGAACUCAGGUCCAAAAACAUGUCUAUGAGAGUUAUUAAUCCAGAAUUAAAAGCGUAUUUGAAAAAUCUGGGCUUCUCCACAUUUGAUCUCUCCAAAUGUAAUCCAAACGAUGUGGAAAUUGUUGACAAAAGCGUAGAAAAAGCAUAUCUUGAUAUAAACGAUCCGUCGAAGAUAUUUUCAGUUUGCAAACAUAAAAUGAACAACCUUGAUAUAUUCGAAUACACUCCACGUCCAAAUUAUUUCAUUAACGAGAUACGAGAUGGAAAUGAGAUUAUAUGGAAGAGUAACUACAGAAGUCUCUCAAUUAGUUACAUUGCUGAAGCAAACUCGAUUCUCAUCUACGUCAAAAAGGUCCAAAUCGAACCUGUUUUCAUGAUCAAGGACGAAAAGUGGAAGGAAGUUGAAGAUGAUGGAUUUAUUACACGAAUUGACCGUUUCGACACUAGUUUAUAA